UCGAGUGAUCGACCAUGGCCACCAUCAAGGCAUCAAUCUUGGCAAUCCUCGGCCUCGCCUUCUUCUGCGGUGCUGCCCUUGCUGCUCGUGACCUGAACGACGACUCAGCCAUGGUGGCGAGGCAUGAGCAGUGGAUGGUGCAGUACAGCCGUGUCUACAAAGACACCACCGAGAAGGCUCGGCGGUUCGAGGUGUUCAAAGCUAAUGUUAAGUUCAUCGAGUCGUUCAACGCUGGUGGGAACCGCAAGUUCUGGCUCGGCGUCAACCAGUUUGCUGAUCUCACGAACGAUGAAUUCAGGGCUACCAAGACUAACAAGGGCUUCAAACCUAGCCCCGUGAAGGUUUCUACCGGAUUUAGAUAUGAGAAUGUUAGUGUUGAUGCACUUCCGGCAACCAUCGACUGGAGGACCAAGGGUGCCGUCACUCCCAUCAAGGAUCAAGGCCAAUGCGGCUGCUGUUGGGCAUUCUCGGCUGUGGCUGCCACAGAAGGCAUCGUAAAAAUAAGCACCGGCAAGCUCAUCUCCCUCUCGGAACAAGAGUUAGUGGAUUGCGAUGUCCAUGGUGAGGAUCAGGGUUGUGAAGGUGGUUUGAUGGACGAUGCUUUCAAGUUCAUCAUCAAGAAUGGCGGCCUAACCACGGAGUCUAGCUAUCCUUACACAGCUGCGGAUGGCAAGUGCAAGAGUGGAUCAAACAGUGCCGCAACCGUCAAGGGCUUUGAGGAUGUCCCUGCAAAUGAUGAGGCUGCCCUGAUGAAGGCCGUGGCCAACCAACCCGUGUCGGUGGCAGUGGAUGGCGGAGACAUGACGUUUCAGUUCUACUCUGGUGGUGUGAUGACUGGCUCAUGUGGUACUGACCUGGACCAUGGGAUUGCAGCCAUUGGCUAUGGACAAACCAGUGAUGGCACCAAGUACUGGCUACUAAAGAACUCAUGGGGCACGACUUGGGGCGAGAAUGGUUACCUGAGAAUGGAGAAGGAUAUUUCCGACAAGAGGGGCAUGUGUGGCCUAGCUAUGGAGCCUUCCUACCCCACUGAGUAG
Sorghum bicolor (sorghum) is the source of this 1037-nucleotide messenger RNA. RefSeq names its product senescence-specific cysteine protease SAG39. The transcript has 2 exons. Gene Ontology annotation, cellular component: lysosome. The coding region runs from base 15 to 1037 and encodes 340 amino acids. NCBI's taxonomy places the organism in Eukaryota, Viridiplantae, Streptophyta, Magnoliopsida, Poales, Poaceae. The record is from RefSeq and is a predicted model, not a curated record. Gene Ontology annotation, molecular function: cysteine-type endopeptidase activity.